AUGAAAUCCGAUUCAGGAGCUUAUCUGUACCAAUAUAUAUCUCUCCAUGUCGCUACGUUAAAGUUCUUUGAUAUUUGGCUCUACAAACCACAAUCGCGUCGAUCUCUCAAAUUUUGGUUUUAUUUGGUAAUGCGAAUAAUUGUUGGUAUACUCGUUUACAUUAUACCUACAACUGCACAAGUUAUAUAUUUGGUAGAAAUUUGUGUUGCUAAAAAUGCCGGAAUUCAGGACAUCGCUGCAAUAGUAAACCUAGUUUCAACGGAAAUACUGGCGUCGCUGAAACUGCUUGAUUUGCACUUGCGUCGGAAUUUAGUCACGCAGCUAAUGGAUCAGUUCAAUGAAUUCCACUAUUACGACGAAAAUCACAAAAACAUUCUCGAUAAAGGUAUAAAACUCUCGAGAAAAUUAUUUGUUGUCUUGCUAUUCGGUGCCGCCUUUGAUGUUUUUGUUCAUGUAGUCGUAGUGCCAGCAUUAGAAGGAUUUCAAUCAUUACCAUUGAAGAUGGACCUGCUUCUGUUUGAUGUGAAUGAUGACAAAUACUUCAAUUAUAUUUGCGCUUAUCAGAUUCUGUACAAACCAAUGAUGGUGAGCACUUAUAUAUGCCUUCAAACUUUACCGUGGGCUUUUAUGAUAUGUGCAAUUAAUCAAUUGGAUGUUAUAAUUACGAAAUUUGAACAUAUGGAAGAGAUUGUAAAAGUAACAAAAGAAUUGAGAGGCUUUAACGAUGAUGAAGCUUACAAAAGUGUACUCAAUAGUUUUAUACUAUAUUAUUUCGCAAUUUUGAGGUACAUAAAGUUAAUACAAGCGGCACUUGGCGUUCAAUUAACAUCUACGCUAUUUCUAAGUGCUAUUAUUAUUUGUAACACGGCUGUUCAAAUAUUUUCAAUUGAAUCUCCGCAUAAAAAUAUAACUGAAGUAAUAUGGGUAUUAACCUAUUUGUCUAUUUUUAUAUUUAAUCUCUUUUUAGAUUGCUAUUUCGGGAACGAAAUUACGAUAAAGUGUCUCCAUGUUUCAAGGGUGAUAUUUAGUAGCCCUUGGUUAAAGAUAUCGACAGCUUUGAAGAAAAAUGUAUUAAUAUUUAUAUGUAUCGCACAACAACCCGUCACAUUGAUGGCGGCGAAACUUGCACCAGUUUCAAUAGCGACUUUCACCACGAUUAUGAACUGGACAUACAAAGCGUUUGCUGUAAUGAAUCAAAUGAAAUAA
Galleria mellonella (greater wax moth) is the source of this 1206-nucleotide messenger RNA. RefSeq names its product odorant receptor 46a-like. Lineage: Eukaryota; Metazoa; Arthropoda; Insecta; Lepidoptera; Pyralidae. Gene Ontology annotation, molecular function: olfactory receptor activity; odorant binding. Gene Ontology annotation, biological process: sensory perception of smell; detection of chemical stimulus involved in sensory perception of smell. Gene Ontology annotation, cellular component: plasma membrane. The record is from RefSeq and is a predicted model, not a curated record. The transcript is spliced from 9 exons. The coding region runs from base 1 to 1206 and encodes 401 amino acids.